ACAGCAUCUGAUUUGGGAAAGUGGAACAGGUCUGGCAGAAGCACCUUGGUGAAGCAGAGACCCACUGCACUCCCUGAUCUUGACAAUGCCACGCCACGACUCAUGCUCAAGAGAAUCAUCCAGACCCAACCACAAGUUUCACCUUUAGAGGCUCAGAUACCUCAACAUGAAGAAACAGAAGAAGCUCGAUCAGAGUUCCCAUCUAAGAGGGCCUCCAGCAUGGGGGAAAUGCAGCUGCCAGACCUCCUUCCCGAGGAGAUGCCGAUCCCCACGUUCCACAUGGCUAAGAAGAGAAAGAAGCUCAGCAUUUCAGAAUUUGAGAGAGCAGCAGACAAACGACUUCCCCAGAACCAAGCUCAGUCGACGCUGGACAGCACUGCCUUGGCUCGAUCUCUUCGCAUGUCUCUUGGUUCCUUGAUCCCACCUGACACGGUUGAAAAGAGGGGUUUGCUCCGAAGGCCAAAAAACCGCAGAGUGAUUGACAUGGAAGCUUUUGAAGGUGGAGUGGAGCAGAACAUCCUGAAGAGAAAAGCAGAGAAUUAUCUUGUGGACUCGCCAUCACCAUCCGGGAUUCAAACAGUGACCCUGACAAGUGAUGCAGAAAUCAUGCUGAGUAACACAGAGCUCUUUGUUCAGCCUCCAUUUGAUAUGCAGAGCCAGACAAAGCUUCCUGCUCCCAAACCUCAGCUAUCAGAUUCCAAAAAUUCAACACCAAGAAGCAAGACUUCUGAUACAGCUCAAGAGGAGGCAAGGCUGGUGGGCCUGGUAUCCAGCAUGGGCAUAAAUGAGAGAAAGAACCAGAGAUAUUCUGCAGAUUUAACCCUCAAUCGUGAGCAUGUUGACGGAAUGACUCAUGUGUCUCCAAAAACACCAGCAAACCAGCAAAAAGAUAAGCAAGAUGAUUCCCAGCAGAGUCACCCAGUGGAACAGCUUUCUCUGGCAGAAGCGGUGGUGGUUGGCACUGCAGAGCAUCGUGCAAGCACUGGAUAUGCUGAACAUUUGGAGAAAACACUGAGCAAACUGGCAGAAUGGCAGAUAACUACAGCACAGGAUGCCAGAGUCGAAACAGAAGCAGCUUCUUCAGAAGAAGGAAUAGCAGAAGGUGGUGUUGAACACCAAGGCUCUUCCAAAGCUGAGCGCAAGAUUGCCAAAGAUGUUGGAGCCGGAAGUCUGAGCAGACAUUCUCUUGCUUUUUCCUCUGAAAAAUCUGGAAUGAAGCCAUUAGAGGAAGCUGUUGAAGAAGGAGAUGAACUAGAGGACCAGGCAAUAAUGGUAGAACUGGAUGGCCCAGAAGAAGAGCCUACUGAGGAUGAAGAUGAAAACUCUGAAGAAGUUUCCAUGAAGACCCCCUCAUUUGUCCAUGCUGCAGCCUCCCAGCCACAGCUGUCAGCUCCGUGUCCUGCCAGUUCUGCUGCCUCCAAGUUUCCCCUGCAGUUGCUGCAGGCUAAACCACCCCCAAAAAGCUCAGGAGCAUCACGGAGGAAAACACAUGAGCCUGAAGUAGCAAGUAGUUUGAUAAAGAAGAUAUUUAGCCAUUAUGUGAAAAUGCCAGUGACCAGAGAUGCGUUCAAAAUUGUUGAAAAAUGCUCAGAGAGAUUCUUCAAGCAGCUAAGCAAUGAUCUGGAAGCUUACACCAACCAUGCAGGGAGGAAGACAGUGGAGAUGGCUGACCUGGAAGUCCUCAUGAGAAGGCAAAGGCUGGUGACCGACAAGAUGCCGCUGCACGUGCUGAUAGAGCACUACCUCCCACUGGAGUACAGGAAGCUCCUGAUUCCCGUUGCUGUGAGUGGAAAUAAAGUGAUCCCCUGCCACAAAUGA
Merops nubicus (carmine bee-eater) is the source of this 1818-nucleotide messenger RNA. It is a transcript of the gene CENPT, whose product is annotated as centromere protein T. The record is from RefSeq and is a predicted model, not a curated record. The transcript has 12 exons. The annotation marks the transcript as partial. Gene Ontology annotation, biological process: chromosome segregation; kinetochore assembly; mitotic cell cycle. Gene Ontology annotation, molecular function: DNA binding; protein heterodimerization activity. NCBI's taxonomy places the organism in Eukaryota, Metazoa, Chordata, Aves, Coraciiformes, Meropidae. Gene Ontology annotation, cellular component: kinetochore.